This is a messenger RNA of Ophidiomyces ophidiicola, 1848 nucleotides long. RefSeq names its product mitochondrial 2-methylisocitrate lyase (gene ICL2). The record is from RefSeq and is a predicted model, not a curated record. Gene Ontology annotation, cellular component: mitochondrial matrix. Gene Ontology annotation, molecular function: isocitrate lyase activity; methylisocitrate lyase activity. Lineage: Eukaryota; Fungi; Ascomycota; Eurotiomycetes; Onygenales; Onygenaceae. The transcript is spliced from 6 exons. Bases 1 to 1848 code for a protein of 615 amino acids.
AUGAUCCGCAACGUCUCCCGUCGCCUCCCCCGCCAGCUCCAUCCGGUCGCUAGAGCUUCCGCAGCUCCCCGUGGCGCCGCAGCCGGUCGUCUGCUCUGGACACCGAUUCGCAUGGCAUCGCAGCUUUCUUCCGUGAAGCCACCCGUCUCUCGUGAGCUUCCUGCUGAUUCGUACCAGCUGCUUUCUGCGUCAGACAAAGCCGGCUUGGCAGAAGACGCUCUGUUCAAUGAGCAGGUGAAUGAGGUCAAACAAUGGUGGGCAACGCCUCGAUAUGAGGGUAUCAAGCGGCCUUAUUCGGCAGAGGAUGUUGUCAGCAAACGUGGAACACUGCAGCAGACAUACCCAAGCUCGCUGAUGGCUCGAAAGCUCUUUAAUCUACUGAAUGAGAAGGCCGCGAAGGGGGAGCCGCUGCACACACUCGGUGCUGUUGAUCCGGUCCAGAUGACGCAGCAAGCCCCAAACCAAGAAGCCCUAUACAUCUCCGGAUGGGCGUGCUCUUCCCUUCUCACCACCACCAACGAGGUCUCCGCUGAUUUCGGCGACUAUCCAUACAAUACUGUUCCAAACCAGGUGCAGAGAAUGUUCAAGGCACAGCAGCUGCACGAUCGCAAAAACUGGGAUCUUAGGCGAAAAAUGACUGCUGAGCAGAGGAAGAGCACACCGUACACCGAUUAUAUGCGACCGAUCGUUGCAGAUGGAGAUACAGGCCAUGGGGGCUUAACUGCCGUGAUGAAGCUUGCAAAGUUGUUUGCUGAAAAUGGAGCAGCAGCCGUUCAUUUCGAGGACCAACUUCACGGCGGAAAGAAAUGUGGUCAUCUGGCUGGAAAGGUUUUGGUGCCUAUUGCCGAACAUAUCAAUCGUCUAGUAGCAGCUAGGUUUCAGUGGGACCUUCUGGGCACUGAGAACCUCCUCAUUGCCAGAACUGAUUCUGAGAGUGGAAAGUUGCUUAGCAGCACCAUCGAUGUUCGUGAUCAUGAAUUUAUUCUCGGGGUGACUGAAAACACGGCACCUCUCUCUGAAACAUUGCAAAAAAUGGAACUUAGCGGCGCAUCCGGAGCCGAAAUCGAUAAGUUCGAAUUGAAAUGGGUGAAGGAUCAUAAGCUCGUAACAUUUGAUGAAGCUGUGGAACAACAUCUUGCUAGCGAGAAAGCUUCAGCGUCUACAAUCACUGAAUAUAAGACCAAAGUGCACCAAAACAGGGACUGGUCCAUCUCUGAACGGCGAGCUUUUGCAAACACACUGACAAAGAACCCAGUAUUCUGGUCGUGGGAUAUCCCAAGGACCCGGGAAGGAUUCUAUCAUUAUCGGGCAGGCGAGGCAGCAGCCACCAAACGUGCUAUUAAUUUCGCUCCAUACGCUGAUCUUCUGUGGGUUGAAACUGGAGACCCUAAUGUCGAAGUUGCUGCUGGAUUCGCCGGUGAAAUUCGAAAACAAUUUCCGGGGAAGAAGCUGGUCUAUAAUCUCAGCCCAUCGUUCAACUGGAUGGGCCAGGGCUUUGAUGAGGCGAGCCUUCGGUCAUUUAUCUGGGAUCUCGCAAAGCACGGUUUUGUACUCCAACUUAUUUCCCUGGCUGGACUUCAUUCAAAUGCCACCAUCACCACAGAGCUUUCUAGAGGAUUCAAAGAAGAUGGAAUGCUUUCUUACGUCAAUCUAAUUCAGAAACGAGAGAAGGAGAUCGGUGUUGACGUCCUCACGCACCAAAGAUGGAGUGGCGCUCCUUAUGUCGAUGGUAUUCUGGGCUCCAUACUCAGCGGCAGUAGCUCGAACAAGAGCAUGGGUGAAGGGAAUACGGAGUCAGAAUGUGUUGUGGAUAAUUACGAAGAUAUCUUAGAUCGAUCGUCCACGUAA